Molecule: messenger RNA, 1793 nt
Organism: Vanessa tameamea
Lineage: Eukaryota; Metazoa; Arthropoda; Insecta; Lepidoptera; Nymphalidae
Product: protein FAM98A
Exons: 10
Coding region: 168-1679 (503 amino acids)
Cellular component (GO): tRNA-splicing ligase complex
Source: RefSeq, a predicted model, not a curated record
CCGCUGUCAGUCGUCAAUAGUCGCUGUUCUGCAGUUCGCUGACUAAAAUUUAUAUAAAUUUAGUCCAUCUAAGAAAAUUUAGUGAGAUUUACAUUUAUUAUAAAAUAGUUUUUCUAGUCUACUAUAAUUAGUUUUAUUCUGUAGCAAGCUAUAACAAUUGAAUAAUCAUGGAAAACGACAUCUUAGACUCACUCAAUGAUUUGGGCUAUGAAGGUCCGCUCUCAGAAGAAAUUGCAUUCUCCAAAGCCCUUGAUGGAGGAGCCAAGUCGCUUGAAUAUACUAAGCUGGUUCACAUUUUAGCUGAAGAGCUCAAGAAACUAUGUAAACUAGAAGAGACAGUCAAUAUGAUGAACAAUACAGAUGAAUCAAGUUCUUUCUUACUUGAAUUGAGCUCAUUUCUAAAGGAACUUGGUUGUCCAUACAAGAAAUUGGUAACAGGUCACAUGUCUUCCCGUCUUCAGAGUAAAGAGGAUAAAAUUCUACUCCUAGACUAUUUAAUAUCAGAACUGAUGGCAGCUAGAAUGAUAAGUGUGGACGGUCAGAAGGAUAAGCCUAGUUCGGGAAUGGAAAUUGUUAUGCAAGAAUCUCCAACUGCCAAGGAUUUAAAAGAUAUAUUAAUUACGUUGAAAUUCAACAAGCCCCCUCCAAAUAUAACGCCAGAGAUAUUAUUUUCGAAGUUAGAAGCUAAACUAAAGGACACCAUACAGAAAGAGGGUGACCAACUAGUAGGUAAGCCGUUAUACAAUAAGUCCAUACCGGACAAGGAUUGGAAACAAUUAGAGACAUCGUUCAAAGAAAUGUACGAAGAGUAUAGAUUGAGAAGAGAAACUCUUAUUACAAGAUUAGAAUGCACUAUACAAAGUUUUGAGUGGUCUGAUCGUCUCAAAUCAAAGAAAGACAACAUCCAGUCAACAUACAGACCGAAGAGAGAAAAUUUAAAAGUUAAACCCGACGUUAAGUUCUCCGACUUCCUAGCGGCAAGAACAGCACUGUUGCAAGUCGAGAAGACGUCGAGUGCGAGCGUGAGAAAGAAUACAAUGAGUGAUGUUAACAAAGUUCUCAUAGGGAGGGUUCCUGAUAGAGGAGGUCGUCCCAAUGAACAACAGCCUCCUCCACCUGAAAUGCCUUCCUGGCAACAGCGGUCUGCCGCUCCCCAGCGUGGCGGUCGGGGAGGCGGUGGGGGAAUGGGCGGAGGGGCCGGCGGAGAGAGGGGUCGUGGUGGACCCGGUGGAGAUAGAGGUCGUGGUGGGGGGCGCGGUGGUGGUCGUGGUGGUGACGGCCAGCAGCGCGGAGGAACGCCCCGAGGGGGCGGUCGGGGAGGACGUGUUCAAGGAGGAUAUAACCAAUCUGUUGAUCAGAGACCUCAAACGAGUCCUGGAAUGAACCAGAACCAACGAAACUACCAAACAUACGAAGUGCCUCCCGGAGGCUACAACCAAGGCUACCAGCAGCAGAACAAUUAUCAGGAUUACGAUCAGGGUAACCAAAACCGCGGUUACAACCAGGGGCACGGCUUUAAUCAGAACUACAAUCAAGGUUAUGACAGUAGUGGGGGUUAUAAUCAAGGUUAUUCGACUCAAGGAGGGGGUUACAAUAAAGGUUACCACAGCAAUCAACGCUACCAGAACGAGCACGAUGACCGCGACAACCGCAGAGGUGGCUACCGGGGAAGACGCUAACAUUAGUCAAAUUUUAUAACCUAAAUUCUAAAACCACAUAAUUAACGACUAGAUUUGAACACAGUGACAUACAAAAAUUUACAUACUAUUAUCACAGCGUAAAGGAAAACUACC